AAAAAAUCUAUUACAGCUGUUAAUGUUGAAUAAAUAAAUGAUCACAAUUUAAAGUGGGUUUUGGUAGUCUCUGUAGGAAUUUAAUCGAAAGUCGAUAUGAGAGUCAUACUUUUACUGGCAGUUUUUGUGACACUUGUCUCGUUUGUACUUGCUGCUGAAUACCAAUGGGGUGAAGCUGGUCCAAAGGAUUAUCUUAUGAAGAAGGAUAAAGUUAAAAAACGUGCAAUUUGGGGUUUUAGGGUUACUAAAAAAUACGUCUUUAAACAAAAAACAGUUGAUGCCCUGACAAUUACUGCUAUAAAAGCAUAUGAUAAAAAAUCGAAAUACGAUUCAACGGUUGAGCUUGUAAGUGGAGGACUCGGAUCUAAAGGUGUAACGUUGAAGUUGAAAUCGAAGCGUGGCAAACGUAUUUAUACUAUUGUUGAAAUUUAUGGAUACUAACCAUUGUUACCUUUAAUCUACACUGAAAAUAUAUUGAAAGAUUUUGAUUAAAAACAAUAUUUUUCUAUUAGUUAUGAAUUUCUCCAAUAAUUUUUGAACGGAUUAAAUGGCUAAGAUUUAGAACAUAAAAUAUAUUGAAGUCUGCUUACAUAAACAGAUGAGUACACAAC
Episyrphus balteatus (marmalade hoverfly) is the source of this 611-nucleotide messenger RNA. Its product is annotated as probable salivary secreted peptide. The record is from RefSeq and is a predicted model, not a curated record. Lineage: Eukaryota; Metazoa; Arthropoda; Insecta; Diptera; Syrphidae. The transcript has 3 exons. The coding region runs from base 97 to 441 and encodes 114 amino acids.